AUGUUCCCAAUGAAAGGAAUGCAUAAGAAGUUCAAGGCGUCCUAUCUUCCUGGAGACAUCAAGUCUGGGGAUAAACUAGAUUCGGCACUGACAAAAUUCUUUGUACGACACGGGCUUGCAAACAGGGUACUAGACAGCCAAUACUUCAAGGAAGUACUGAGUGCAGUACGCGCUGCACCAAAUCACCCAAUAAUCAAUAGACACAAGUAUUCCGAAAUAUAUGUACCUCUAGAGACGAAAAAAGCUAAAGAAGAAAUCACAACGUUGUUUGUUAAGCUAAUGCCAGUAACGAGUGCUACAAUUUCGAUAGAUGGUGCCACAGUGCACCAAGAACAACUCAUGAAUGUGGUUACUAAGUUGGCUGAUAGGUACGACCCCAUCAUGUGGAUACUACUGGUAAUAUGA
Molecule: messenger RNA, 405 nt
Organism: Sphaeroforma arctica JP610
Lineage: Eukaryota; Ichthyosporea; Ichthyophonida
Exons: 2
Coding region: 1-405 (134 amino acids)
Source: RefSeq, a predicted model, not a curated record